Rotaria sp. Silwood1 is the source of this 309-nucleotide messenger RNA. NCBI's taxonomy places the organism in Eukaryota, Metazoa, Rotifera, Eurotatoria, Philodinida, Philodinidae. The record is from the annotation of a GenBank genome assembly.
AUGUCUGUCGAGAUCGUGACGAAGAAAUAUAAUUCGAAAAUUGAAAUACGUGAUUUUCAUGAUAUUCAAGGAAGUUUUUAUUCAAAAUUUGAUUUACAUCAUUUUCCAAAUGAUAUUCAAGAAUUAAACGUAUCAAUUGUAACAGCUUUAUUUGAUACAGAACCAAAUGUAUCAUAUCUUACAGCUAUUGAUCGAUAUGCAAUCGUAUCUAUAGUUGUCUUGCUCAUUCUAUGUGCUUGGCAUGCAAUCAUUGGUACUAUUGUCUUUAUUCGCGAUCGUUAUGAUGCUUUAAGUCCAGGUUCACGUUGA